AUGCUCACCCUUCUUAUAUCAGAUCUAUACUUCUACAAGCUCGCUGAAUUUGGUCUUGUUCUACGAUUGAAACAGCAAUUCAAAAUAAUUAAAAUGUCUAACAACCUCGUUCCUCUCACCGUCAUCAAAGGCGCCGGCCACGAGUUCAUUCCCCUUCCUCAGGGCGAGAACGCAACGACGGCCGAUUUCCACUCCAUUCGCACCAAGACCGAGUCUCCCGCUUACUUUACCUCGGGUUUCUACAAAAUUGAGGCUGGACCUCAGCGACCGGCACACUACACGUUCGAGGAGACCAAGUACGUCCUGAAUGGUCAGAUUGAUGUUUUGGACGAGGCUACAGGAAUCACCCACCAUCUAGUCCCCGGUGACUUUGCUUUCUUCCACGUCGGAUCCAAGGUCAAGUUCUCCACCAAGUCCUCCGGUUUUGCCUUCUAUGCCGUCACCCGGCCGAUUCGAGCUCCCCACCCCAACCUGGAGGGCCGGGAGGAGAAGCAGGCCAAGUUGUAAGACAUGCAUAGCUAGUUAAAUACAAUCUAUAGAUAGCGAUAGCAAUUACGAAUCUCAAUACUCAAACUCAAUCAAUUAUAGAGACCUACAAAGUAUAGGCUAAUAGCUGAC
Aspergillus melleus is the source of this 618-nucleotide messenger RNA. RefSeq lists its product as uncharacterized. Bases 1 to 507 code for a protein of 168 amino acids. The record is from RefSeq and is a predicted model, not a curated record. The transcript has 4 exons. Lineage: Eukaryota; Fungi; Ascomycota; Eurotiomycetes; Eurotiales; Aspergillaceae.